ACGGUAAAUACGAAGCAGAAUGAGGCAGAAAGGAGCCAUGAUUCACCUAUCAGUUCAGCCUGUUAUGCGAGUCACGUCAAGAGAAGCAGGACGACACACUAGUGCCAGUUUAUCUGAAAGGGAAAAAAGCGAUAGAUCGCUGAAAAGAAAACAUGUACACAUUUAGAGCAAAUAUACUAAAUAACAUCCUCAUGUGUUUAAUCAUUUCAGAUCUAUCUUUUGUCAUCCAUAUAUAUCCCCUUUCAUUAUCAUGUGAAGGGCUAUAAUAGCCAGUCCCGCUUUUAACUUUAUCCCGCUGCCCCGGGUUGUGGACUUAAUGUCCCUCUUCACUGGGGCUCUUCCUGGGUGGGGUUUUUUUUUACCGAAGUCUCGCGAGAAGAGACUUUAACCGUGACGUCACGAGCAGCUUUAAUGAGACGCCUAAUAUUUCACAGCUGAGUUGUAUUCGGACGGAUUUGCUGAGAAGUUUACAGAGCUAAGCUUGUGUGUAUGACCGGGUCAUCUGGCACUCAUCCGCCUCUUGAUUGCUGUCUUCUAACUUGAACGGAGUAGGGAGGGCUGACAGCUGAGGGGGAGGAGCCAGGACCCAUGACAGAGGGUUGACUCUGCAUUUCUCUGCCUUAACUUGUGGUCUCUGUGCUGCUGUCUUGUUAUACUGUUUGGCUGGAUCUGCUACAGCUUGUCUGCAGUUUUUGUAACCGCACAGCUGGGCGUGACAUGGCAUAGAAGACAAGAUUCUGUGACUGGAGUGUUACACUAAACUGUGGCACAUGUGAAUUGAGGCAACACUGCUUUAUGUUCUUGAUAAAGCAAAUUUAUAGAAGAAGGAGACUCAAAGAGAGACAAUCAUUCCGUGAGAACAAUCAAGAGAUUUAAUGCAGUGACAGUAUAUUACCUAGAGUUCCUAAAAUGCGCAUUUCAGUACUUUUCAAAAGUCCUUAUUUUCACUUUUCUUUAUUCUUUUUCAUAACUUUUUCCUUGGCUUACUUUUGUUUUCGUGGCUUUCUCUUUUCCCCCUUCUUUUCCCGUUCUCUUUAUCUUAAACAAAUGAGUCAUGAAUUCCUCUCACAGAACUUGCAUGACGGUGCUGUUGCUCUGGAAUACUUUCACCAGCGACUAUUUCAGUCAUUUUCACAGGUUGGAAAUAAGGCUUCCGCUACAAAAAAUUACACUUUUCCAUGUACUAACAAACCAGUGGUUCCUCUCCUUCCAUCUAUCCCCAGUGAACGCAUCUUUCUUGUCACCACCAUCAUAACCACACGGCGUCAGGCUGAGUACCAUUACCUUCUGCAGGUUGCACACAACUUUCUUGAGCGACUGUCAGAGUGUGGCCCAAACUGUUAUGGUGUUCACCUUUUUAUUUGCAAUGUCGACCUUUAUCCAGCUUCACAUGAAGAUGCUUGCCUCCUUUCUCAGCUCCUGCCCUCUGUGAAACGCCAUGUUGAGGGACAAGAAGAUGAUUCUCCAAAUAUCUUUGAACGUGAGAAGCAGGAUUACUCUUUCUGUCUGUCAAGUACACUGAAGACUUUUAAUCCGGAAUAUGUUCUGCUAAUUGAAGAUGAUGCAGUACCAGAAGCAGACAUAUUUAGUGCCUUUUUUGAACUAGUGCAUGUGCGAUUUCCUCAGGAACCUUUAGGGGGUGGCCUUUAUGCUAAAUUAUAUCACCCGGAACGCCUGCAGGGCUAUCUAAACCCAGAACCCAUGCGUAUUCUUGAGUGGUUCGGAUUGGGUUCACUAAUAGGGCUUGCACUGAAUUUGGCAUAUACAGUACUAUUUUUACAAUCAAAGUUUAGCUGGCGUCCUUUUAUGAUAUUCACUGUUUAUUCAAUGUUGAUGGCAGAAUUGUUUGGGCGUCAUUACAUUCUAGAACUAAGGCGAAUUUUACCAGGCCUAUACAACGUUGUACCUGCAACAGAGUGCUGCACUCCUGCUAUGCUGUUUUCUGAAGCAUCUGCCCGUAGGACUUUGGUGUACUUGGAUGAAUUAACUUGCAAAGCUGGAUAUGCCAAGGAUAUAGCAUUAUACAGGGAACUGGGCAGAAGGGGUGAAUGGGCAUGGGCCAUUGAACCUAAUAUGGUAAAGCAUGUUGGGUUGUUUUCCACACUUAGGGGGUCAUUUGAUAAUACAGAGCCACAGCUGUUGUGAUUGACAUUCUUUGCACUAAAAAGAGCUGUUGAGAAUUACCUUGACCCAUUUAUUAAUUUAUUACCGGAAACAUGUUUUACCUUGUCACAUAUUUUCUUGCAUAGCAUGUAGAGGCCCUAAAAUUUAAGCAAUUUCUCAGGUGAAAUUUUACAUCAUAUUAUCGAAUACAUGUCAAUAUGUAUCAUGUAGGGGCACAAAAAUUAAAAUAGGACUUAGGAACUAGCAUGGCUGUCAUUUCAGCUACUGCAAAAUCAGCACAUACCGUAUACUGCAAUUAAUGUGGGGUAAAACCAUAAAAAGUUAGUUCUUCCCAGAAAGCCAUAUAUUUUUGUAACGUACACAUUCUCUUGAAUCCAAAAUGAGUAAAUGUUUUUCUACAGCAAAGUGCAAACCUUUCGGAAUGUAUGAGUUGAUUACAUUUCUGAAAAUAUUCUGAAAACAUACAUUUCUCAGCAUCUAUGUAUUAAGUGCCAAAAUCAAAUCCUAAAAGACAUGCGCAUAUAUUUACCCAAAGACAUUUGGUAAAUAUAUGCAUAUUUGGCAUCAAAGUAUGUGCCAUGUACAGACCCAAAACUAUACCCUGUGCAUACUAAUUUCUUGUCCAAUAUUCAACUAUUUUCAUUACACACUGCCUGUUUUAUUUGUGAUAAAAGCAGCAAAAAAAGCAUAUUUUUUUUAGAGUUUUACCCCUGUAUGUGGCAUGUAGAGGCCCAAAAAAUUAAAAUACUACAUUUGAAUUCUCUUGGUUAACACUUUGCAUAAAAUGUGUCGUAAAACUCUCCCUAAUAGUAAGAAGGCCCUAAAAAAACACAUUUUUAGAAAGUAUACAUUCCCCCAAAUCCAAAAUGGCUAAAUAUAUCUAAAAGCUAAAUGUAGCAAUAUAUAUGUAUCUACUGACUAAUUACCUUCACUGUUUGUACACACAAAUACCACACAUGGUACUAUAAGACUACUGUGAGUCACUGUUUUGACCUGGGUGCGGAUACAUAAAACAAAUUUUGUUGAGGAAUUGCAUUCUUUGGGGGAGUCGGCACUCUCGUCGCUAGGUUCAACUUGCCUGGGUGCAGUGUCCAAAAUUUUUGAAACAAUUAUUCAGUAAAGAAGGUCCGCACUCUCAGGACUUAAAAAUGAAAUAAUGUUUUAUUAACGAAAGACUAACGUUUCGGCCUCUCCGAGGCCUUUCUCAAAGUAACAACAGACAAUUAAAAUUGCAUUAAAUACC
Xenopus laevis (African clawed frog) is the source of this 3367-nucleotide messenger RNA. RefSeq names its product post-GPI attachment to proteins GalNAc transferase 4 L homeolog (gene pgap4.L). NCBI's taxonomy places the organism in Eukaryota, Metazoa, Chordata, Amphibia, Anura, Pipidae. Gene Ontology annotation, molecular function: glycosyltransferase activity. Gene Ontology annotation, biological process: GPI anchor biosynthetic process. The coding region runs from base 910 to 2145 and encodes 411 amino acids. The transcript has 2 exons. The record is from RefSeq and is a predicted model, not a curated record. Gene Ontology annotation, cellular component: Golgi membrane.